UAAUCGCGCGAUUAAUGACUUGCCAAAUUAGCUAAGAUUACAGCAAAUUUAAUUCCCGAUUAUACUCAUAAUCCCCUUCCCCUCCGCUUAAAAUACUCAACCCUCUGCGCUUUUCUCUCUCUAGAAACGCUCCAUUUCCGCCCUCCUUGCCUUCUUUAAUCAACGCAUGUAAUUUAAAUACUUAAUUUUUUUUUGGUUUUUGUUUUUGUUGCUGGCGUAGAGGAACUGAUACGUUUUGCCUUAAAUACUCUGUUUCUGCUUCCUCACUCCCAAAGUCAACAUGCUGAUACGUUGAAAUCACUCUCUCACUCCGCUGCGGACUUCCAUUUUCGAGCACAUGCCGCUGCCCAUUUCGAAGGAGGAGAAAAGGGCUCAGCUUUGCGUAUAAAAAAACCAUUCUUCUUCUUGUUCAGAGAGAGAGAGAGAGGAUGAAGAAUGAAGAGCAGGCGCGUUCCCUCUUUGGGAUUUCGCUGACCGAGAGACCCAGAUGGCAGCAGUUUCUCAUUUGCUCAACUGGGUUUUUCUUCGGUUAUCUUGUUAAUGGGAUCUGUGAGGAAUAUGUGUAUAACAGACUUCAAUUCAGUUAUGGGUGGUACUUCACCUUUGUGCAGGGAUGGGUGUACAUUUUGCUGAUAUAUCUCCAAGGAUUCACCACCAAGCAAAUGGUGAAUCCAUGGAAGAGUUAUGUGAAGCUCUCAGCUGUGCUCAUGGGUUCCAAUGGCCUCACCAAGGGCUCCUUGGCCUUCCUCAACUACCCUGCCCAGAUCAUGUUCAAGUCCACCAAGGUUCUCCCGGUGAUGGUGAUGGGGGCGUUCAUUCCUGGCCUGAGACGGAAAUACCCUCCCCACGAGUAUAUAUCCGCCGUGCUCUUGGUGGUGGGGUUGAUUCUGUUCACGCUGGCAGACGCCCAAACCUCUCCGAAUUUCAGCGUGGUGGGCGUGAUGAUGGUGUCGGGCGCCCUUGUUAUGGAUGCCUUCUUGGGGAAUCUGCAGGAGGCUAUCUUCACCAUGAACCCUGAGACGACACAGACGGAGAUGCUCUUCUGCUCCACGCUCGUGGGGAUGCCGUUCUUGAUCCCACCGAUGGUGUUUACGGGAGAGCUCUUCAGGGCUUGGGAUUCUUGCUCGAAGCAUCCCUAUGUUUACGGAGUUCUGAUCUUCGAAGCCAUGGCCACGUUCAUCGGGCAGGUGUCGGUCCUCUCCCUCAUCGCCCUGUUCGGGGCGGCCACCACAGCGAUGGUGACGACGGCGAGGAAAGCAGUGACGUUGCUGCUGUCGUACAUGAUCUUCACCAAGCCUUUGACAGAGCAACAUGGGAGUGGGCUGCUGCUCAUAACCAUGGGGAUUGUGUUGAAGAUGUUGCCUGAGAACAAGCCGCCUUCGAAGCGGCCGCCACCGGCCUCGACUCCGAAGUCGAAGGUCGAAACCGGCGAUGAACAAGACAGCAACAACAGCAGCACCAACAGUAGGUUUCAGAUAGGAAUUGAGGAAGAUGAGGAAAAGAGACCUUUGGUUUAAAAUUAAGUUAGAGCUUAGAUAAUUCCAUGGCUUUUGGCAUGUAUCAAACUCUUCAUUUCAUUAAUUAUGUUAUGAGAUAUUGCCCUACUUAAUAUUACUCCCCGUCCCUCAAAAA
Salvia miltiorrhiza (redroot sage) is the source of this 1632-nucleotide messenger RNA. Its product is annotated as UDP-galactose/UDP-glucose transporter 2-like. The coding region runs from base 429 to 1517 and encodes 362 amino acids. The transcript has 7 exons. Gene Ontology annotation, cellular component: Golgi membrane; endoplasmic reticulum membrane. Gene Ontology annotation, biological process: transmembrane transport. Lineage: Eukaryota; Viridiplantae; Streptophyta; Magnoliopsida; Lamiales; Lamiaceae. Gene Ontology annotation, molecular function: transmembrane transporter activity. The record is from RefSeq and is a predicted model, not a curated record.